Molecule: messenger RNA, 1167 nt
Organism: Linum trigynum
Lineage: Eukaryota; Viridiplantae; Streptophyta; Magnoliopsida; Malpighiales; Linaceae
Source: the annotation of a GenBank genome assembly
CCUAACCCAACCCACCACCCCACCCCAACCCAACCCAUUCCUCUCUAUCUCCUCUCCCUCUCCGCCACCAUCACGAAAGCAGCCGUCCAAUUGCCCAUUCCUGCUACUGAUGGAGCACAUCAACAAGAUUCAAUCCUACAGCGGCGGCAAGCAAGGCUAUCCGAACGAUAUCUUCACCUGAUGGCAUCGAAUCCCUCGCCGGCUCAACUUCAUGAAGCACUUCUGGAUCGGCGACAACAAAAGAGGUCAAGAGGAAGAAGAACGAUCUCUUCGGGUCGGACCCGCCGGAGCUCAACGUGCUCCAUUACCUCGGGGUGAAGUUGUGGUUGUGCUUUAGGGAUUACGACUGCAAUUGGAACUCGGAGAUCUUCCGCGAGUUCGCCAACGACGUCGUGCACUAGCGGUGUUAGAAGGUCCACGACGCGAUGUUGGCGGAGCUGCAAGGGUUUUGCUUGCUGGAGUCGAGGCAUAAGAUAUCAAUACCAAUGGAUGCCAAAACCAGAUCAUGCCUCUGCCACACUGUUUUCCUGGCCGCUUCCCUCAUACUUUGUUUUCUGCUUGUCGGAGUCGAGGAAGAAGCUUUUCUUAAUUCGGUAGAGACUUUCAAAGCUUUUCUCUUUUUAGUUACCCUGCCGGUCGGCACUGCAGAAGAUUAUGGCUUUGGCAUUGUCGCAGACAUAGCACCGGAUCUUCUUCAGCUGUGCGGAAAUGACAACGGAGAGGGAGAGGAGAUAGAGAGGAAUGGGUUGGGUUGGGGUGGUGGGUUGAUUACGGUUUAAUUGAUUUUUUUAUAUUUUAUUAAUUAUUUUUGCUGAUGUGGAUGUUGACGAGACAUCUGACUGGAUCAAACUAACUUAAUUGUGGAUGGAGUUUGACGAAAUUACCUUUUGUUAUUAGUCAAAAGAUAUGUUACUAAAACGUGCAAAAUUAAAGGUUUGUGACCGUUUUGUACAAAGUUAAUUGUUUUAUGACCAUUUAUGAUAACUACCCGCUAUAGUUGGGACUAGGGUUGGGAGUCAUUUGUAUGCAAAUUUUAACAAGAUAGAUUUGGGGAUUUGAGUUAAAAUGACUUGUUUAAAUAUUCAAGAAAUUUAUACAUAUGAUUUGUUCUAAAUAACUCGUUUGGAAUUAGAUAUGAGUUUUUUAUAAGAAAAGUAAAAUUUCUAU